AUGUCUUCCGAAAACCACGAACCUAUCACUAAUGGGAUCAACGGCGGCAGUCCUCGCAAGCUCGAGGUGAUCAUUGUCGGAGGAGGAAUCGGAGGUCUUACAGCUGCAAUUUCUUUGAGGCGGCAGGGGCAUCAUGUCGAAGUCUAUGAGCAGUCACGCUUAGCUAACGAGAUUGGAGCGGCGAUACACAUCGUUGUCAACUCUAACGGAGUGCUGAAGCAAUUGGGGAUCAACGUAGAGGACAGUGGAGCCGUUCCAUGCGAACAAAUGGCAAAAUGUAAGGGUGGAAACCUCAAAAGGCUCAUAGACUUCAAGGCAGGGACUGACUUCAGACAGCCAUGGAUGAUGGCACACCGCGCGCAUCUGCACACACAGCUGAGAAAAGCAGCAACUUCAGCUGAAUUGCCUGGACGACCUGUGAAGCUCAAUACGUCUUCCCAAGUGCUUCGUGUAGAUCCGGAAAGUGCAACCAUACAUCUUGCAAACGGCUCUUCAUACUCUGGUGACGUUAUCAUUGGAGCUGAUGGUGUCCACUCCAAGGCGAGAAAAGCAAUUAUGGAAAAUGCUCCAGUGCCAGUUAAGGGAUCCCACAACUGUUUUCGCUUUAUUCUUGAGCGACAGCUCAUUCUUGACGACCCUGAGACGAAACCACUCACCGAAGAUUAUAAUUCCAUGGAUAUGUGGUACCUGGGGGAUCGAAAGAUUGUCAUGUACUCGACAUCGAACAACAAGUUGUUGAAUUUUGUCUGCAUACACCCGGAGCACCUGACAAGUGUGUCAGAUGACUACACAAAGUCAGCGUCCAAACCGCAAAUGCUAGAAAUAUUCAAGGACUUUCAUCCGAGCAUUGUAAAGAUGUUGAGCAAGGUUGAACCUGCCGAUCUGAAGAUAUAUCCACUGUACCACAUGGACAUUCUUCCAACGUUCAUAUCUGGGCGAAUGGCCUUACUUGGUGACGCAGCCCAUCCGUUCACGCCACAUUUGGCUCAAGGUGGAGCAAUGGCAAUUGAAGACGGCGCUUCCUUGGGUGUCAUGCUUGGAGAUGGCGUCUCGCCAGAGAACGUCCCGGAGCGAUUGAAGCUGUACAACAAGGCACGGUACGAACGAGCGACGAGAAUUCAACAGUAUAGCGUGGAAGUAGGUGGCGAUGGGACUGCAUCCAACCCUGGCGAGAACCACAGAUUCAAAUUGAACGAAUAUAUGGAGUAUGGCUUUAGCCACGACGAAAUCCAUGCUUCAACAGAAUUGCUUCGCCAACAUCAAUGGCGGCAAAAAGACAGUGCUCAAGGCUGGAGACAGCCUCUUAGUUUCGGAUUGCUGCCAGGGCCGAGACAAGAUGCUUUUGGGCACUCCCACAGUCAGUCUCUGCGUGAGUCCACAACCACGAAAACAUCUGUAAAGUUCAAAACCAGUUCAACCAUCCUCCGCAACCUGUUCCCGAAUGAUCGGUAUUCAUUUGAGAAGCGUGAUACUGUUGCAGUGGCAUCCUUUUCGGUACAAUCGCUCGAGAAGAUGGCUUGGCUCGGUGGAGGUGGAUAUGAUCUAUUGGCUUUGUACAUCCACGAUGUCUGUUAUCGACAGAAUGACGGCCAGAUUGUCAAAGGAACAUUCUGUCCAGUCAUGUUUGAAAAUCUGGCCGAUCCCAUUCUCUCCGGGCGCGAAGAGCUAGGCGUGCCGAAACUCUUCUCGGAUAUUGACAUCUCGAGAGAUGACACCUCAUGCAGUGUUACCAUUUCCUGGAGAGGUGCAAAAUGGGCAGAGUUCAAGUGGAAGGAUCUCAAGGAAGAUACCUCGGCUUUGGACCAAGCUGAAGAUCCAAUAGGAGGGCUUCUGGUACACAAAUAUAUCCCUGCAACUGGGCGGAAAGACCGACAGGACGCUGAUGCGAACUAUGCUGUCUUUAUACCGGAGGAAAAGGGCAUGUCCACGGUCACAUCCAAGUCCGUCGCCAACAAGAACGACGUUCAUGUCAAGAUCAGCGAUCUAGGUUGGAAAGCGUUGCCAACUUUGCAUCCUGUGGUGAGUCGGCUUGCAGAGAUCCCCAUUUUUGAGUACCUGGAGGCCUCGGUUACCAAGUAUCAAGGUGUAUCUGAUCUGGCUGGAGCGAGACGGAUCGAUUAG
This is a messenger RNA of Exophiala bonariae, 2121 nucleotides long. RefSeq lists its product as uncharacterized. The transcript is spliced from 3 exons. The record is from RefSeq and is a predicted model, not a curated record. NCBI's taxonomy places the organism in Eukaryota, Fungi, Ascomycota, Eurotiomycetes, Chaetothyriales, Herpotrichiellaceae. Gene Ontology annotation, molecular function: monooxygenase activity; FAD binding; lyase activity. The coding region runs from base 1 to 2121 and encodes 706 amino acids.